GACCUGAUUGACAAAAUGGAGGAAGGAAAAAGCAAUUUAGAUAUUGACACCAAUGGUGUCAGCAGUGAAAAUGGACACAGUUCCACAUAUAAAAUGGAAAUUGGAAUUGCAAAGCUAGACAAUUCUUAUUUAGAGAACCACCUACAGUGUGCCAGAGUUGUGCAGAAUCCUAUGUCUCAGGAAUCCUUAUCUGGAAGGGAGGACUUGUUUAAUCUGUCGUCAGUAGGUGGGACUAUUUCACCAGGGUAUCCAAACGAUGAGUAUGAGGAGAUAGGUAAUGUGCAGAAGGGAGAUAACUCCUCAGAGGACAUGGAAAGAAGCAGGAGCCUCAGUUCUGAGGAUGUGUUUGCUUCUGGUGACUUUGAUGACUACUUGGACCCCAUUUGUUCACCUAAGUCUGUUAAUAAUGAUGAUUCUGGUCCUGGGAGUCUCAACACUGUGAAUGUAAAUGAUCCCCCUAUGAUCAUUAUGACCCCCACUCAUGAGUAUGAAGAUUUAUCUCCUGUUAGCCCACAAGAAGUUUGUACAAGUUACACCAGCCUCACUCUAAAAACACCCAAUCAAAGUACCGUGAGUGACAGUACUGAUGCCAAAGAGACAAAUAUUUAUGAUAACUGUGAUAUUUACGAAAAUGACAUACAUGUACCAAGGAUUACAACCAUAGGACAUAGUAAUGUGAGUAAUAGAAAGGAAGGGAAGGGAAAUCUUGUUGACAUAGAAAACAGUUCUGAUGAAAAAGAAAAUGUGGAGAAGAAAAGUGGAGGUAUGAAUGAACUUGCAAAUGAAUCUGAAAUGGACUUUUUAUCGGAUAAAAUUGAAGAUAUGCAGGAUAAUUUCUCUGUAAGAAGCAUCCAAGGAUCAGUUGCAAACUUGGGUGAUGUUUCUUGUGAUGUCUUUGAGGAAAGUGGAAAUGUAGAUGAAAUUGAAGACGACAUUGAUGAUGAUUCUAAUUCAGAUAAUCAAGGUGAAUUCGAUUUCACCUCAUUGGAGCAACAAAACGAAGUUGAAGAUGAGUUGGAUAGAUAUGUACCUAUGGAGAAUGUGGGUGGAAACUUUAAUGCAUCAGAAAAGGAUGAAAAAGUUGAAGCAAAAUUUGAAGACAAUUUGAAGGAUGACUGUUCUGUGCUAAGUAUACAAGGAUCAGUGUCUUAUUUGGAUGACAGUGUUUCUUAUUUCACAGAAAAUGUAGAUCAGCAGCUGAGUGGCAUGAACGAGACUAUAAAUGAAUUUGAAUCUGACAUUAUUCCUAACGAGGCUGAAGAUGAUAUAAAGGACAGCUGUUCUAUGGGAAGCAUCCAGGGGUCAGUGGAUUACUUAGAUGAUGAUAUUUCCUGUGAUGUUGUAGAUGAGAGUAGAAUUGUUGAUGAAAUGGAGGACAUUGAAGAUGAUUUUGAUACAACUGAUUCAAAGAAUCAAGGCAAAAUAAACUUCAGUGCAUUAGAGGAAAGAAAUAGCCAAACUCAGGAUGAAUUUAAUAGAUAUAAAUAUAUGAGAAACAAUGAUGAAGGCUUAAGUACAUCUGAAUUGGACAACAAAAGUGAAGACAACUUGAGGGAUAACUGCUCUGUUAUAAGUGUCCAAGGAUCUGUGUCGUAUUUAUAUGAUAAUGUCUCUUGUUUCACUGAUGACCUUGUAAGCAUUGGUAAAAGUGAUUCUGAAUCUGAUGAAAACAUUACAGAACCUCCCAAGAUAAAAGUCAUAGAAGAAAAACAGAACUAUAAAAAAUUUUCCAGAGAUGAUGAUCUUGUUUUUAGUAAAAGUACCACAGACUCAGAUUUAGAUCAAAUUCCAUCAAACUUGGUAAAAAGGCUAUCUCAACAAUUUUCUAAGUCAAUGGGGGACUUGAGAUAUGUGCCAUUUUCUUUUUCUGCAAGAAAAACAUCUCUACCAAAAAUAUAUAAGGAAGAAGAAAAGGGACCAAAAGGACAGAAGACCACGAGAACUAAGGAGGAGGAAACAAGAGUAGAAGAGAGUGAGACUGGUCAAAAGACGACAACGACAACAAAAACGACAACAGUUGUCCAGAAUGGAGACAUCAGCAAUGGUCCACAAGAGGUUGAGGAGGAGACUAAGACCAGAAAGCCCACAGUUCAGGAGGAAAUUAUGUCAGUGGAAGGAGGGGUCUAUGAGAAUGAACCUGUCCAUGAGCCUGGAGUGGUGAGGGAGAGUGAUCCCAAAAACAUUGGGGAGGAGUUACCAGAGGUGGGCACAGCCAAGAGCAUGCUACAGAGGUUCACCCAGAUCCAGGAGGACUCCAAAAAACCUGUGGUCGGGAAAAGGCAGGCUACCCCACCCAGAGGCUCUGGCCCUGUGGAGUAUGUCAGUGAACCAAGAGCUGUUAUUGAAAAACCAGAGCAGAAGCUUGAAGGAGGAAUUUUCGAGAAUCAGCCUGUCUCUGAAGAGGGAGUUGUGAAGUCGUAUGACACAGUUGAAGAUGUCAAACCAGAGCAGGGAUACGCUAGAAAUGUGUUGGCCAAGUUCAAGGAAAUAGAAACUCAAGUUAAGAAUCGUCCUCCUCCAUCACCAAAGAAGGAGCUAACUCCAGACCGAUUUACCAAGGGGGAGUAUGUCAGUGAGCCUAGGUCCACUUUUCAGACAUACGAAGGAAAAACAGAGUCUGGCAUUUUCGAAAGUCAACCUAAAGAAGACAGAGAUGUUGUCAAGUCAUAUGAACAUGAACAGGAGGUUUUACCAGAGCAAGGCACAGCCAGGAAUUUAGUUUCGAGAUUCAAAGAGUAUGAAUCAAAAAGCAAAUCUCCAUCUACACCAAGAGAAAAGAAAGAGUUGACACCUGACAGAUUCACAAAAGGAGAAUAUGUGUCUGAACCCAGAGCAACCUUUGAGCAGUAUGAAGGGCAAGUAGAAGCUGGUAUAUAUGAAAGUAAGCCAGUGGAAUGUCCAGAGAUUGUCAAAUCUGGAGAAUAUUAUGAGGAACCUUUACCAGAACAAGGUUAUGCAAAGAAUGUUAUUUCCAAAUUCAAGGACAUUCAAAAAGGUGCAGGAUCACCCAGCAGUUCACCAGCAAAUAAACCAAGGGAAAUAACUCCACCUAGACAAGACACAUUCUCUGGUGUUUUGGAAAAUAAACCCCAAGAAAGGUCAGAUAUUGUCCACUCAUAUGAUGUCCGUGAAGAAGAUAUGCCUGAAACAGGAACCACUCGAAAUCUGUUGAACAAAUUUAGGGAAAUCCAGCAUUCAGGGUCCAACUCCCCAGCUUCACCAAGGUUAAAGAAGGAAUUCACGCCCCCACCCCAGUCAGGCAUUUAUGAAAACACCCCUCAGAAACAUUUGACGGUGGAACAGAGAGAGGCAGAAAGUGGAAUUUUAGAAAACAACCCAGACAGGAGAGAGGGUGUGGCAAGAGAAGAGGAACCAUCUGCUGGGACAGUUGAGUUCCCAGAGAGAGGCUACGCAAAAAAUAUGGUAUCUAAAUGGAAACAACUUGAAACUGAGCAUAGCAAAUCCGCUUCUCCCUCACCAAGAUACAAAGAAUUCACCCCUCCAAGGGAGGAACCCAGAAUUAAGAGUCCUCUGAGUCCCAAAUCACCCGCCGGAACCAACAGCAGUGUUCAUCCUCGGGAUUUACCAGGUCAGUACCAAGAACAAGGGGGUCCAGGAAUCUACGAGAACCAGCCAACGCACCGUGCAGACAUUGCCAGAGAGGAUGAGACUGAUUGGAGUGAAGGCCUGCCAAAGGAGGGCACCAGCAAAUCCCUCAUCAGCAAGUUCCGAUCAGUGCAGGAGGAGGCAAAGAAGUCCCAGGAAGUGCCUAAGCCCAUCUCCAGGAGGGAUUCUGCAGAUAGUCCAAGGAGUCCGAAAAAGAAGAUGUUUGAGGAGCGCAGUGACUCGCCAGAAAGAGGCGAGAAUACCCCCACCUCCGUAGGAACAGAUGAUGAGUCAAAUGUGGCUCCCUCUACAGGCAACAAUGCAAGUCCCAAAAGUCCCUUUGUCGCCGUACAGUUGGAGAAGUGUGCGGCAUGUCAGAAAACCGUCUAUGCCAUGGAGAAGAUCGAAAUGAAUAAAAACUGCUACCACAGAGCGUGUUUUAAAUGUUCCCACUGUAACUCACGAUUAACGGCCAAAACGUUCAGCAUGAAUGAAGGAGUUAUGUACUGCACUAACCAUUUUAAGCAACUUUUUGCCAGGAAAGGGAAUUAUGAUGAAGGAUUUGGACGUCAACAACACAAAAAGCGUUGGCAAGGUGACCAACCAAAUGGAGAACAACAGACAGUUCAGGAGGCCACCGCUUGAUGUUGUGUGCUUUAUUUUUUGUCAAUAUGUAAUUCUUUUGUUUUGUAUUAUUGUAUGAUAUGAUAUAUUGCCAUUUCAUUUGCCCACAUUAUAGAGACAUAUUAUCAUUUUGAAAGAAUUUGAUGUGCACAUGAAAUGAUAAGUAUCAGUGAGGAAAGAGGGGACACAACUCUCUUAGGUUGACAGAUAGAACAAACAUUGUCCAGUGCUGUUGAUAACUAGUAUGUUGGAAUUAUUAGGAGUGCUUUUUGAUAUUUUUGUCCAUGUUCAAAAUACCACAAUUCAUGUAUUACAUGUAUUCAUUCUUAGGACAUUCAAGGAUAAUUACAUGCCUGCAUUUACAAAUUUUGAAUUGUUGUCAAAUAUAUUUCAAACUUGCAAAAAAAUCGUUUGGAAAAUACCUUUAUACAGAGGUACAAAGCAAGUGUCUCUCUUAGCAUAAGAUCUCAGGCAUGUGUGGUCUUCCAUUGAAGUGAGCGAGUGCUUGGACACACCAUGAAAAUUAGAAUCAUUGCAUUGUUUAAAGAUCAUUGAAAUAGGCUUUAUAUUUGAUAUUGUCUGGAAUGUGAUAAAGGAACAGAUGUAUUAUAUUAUACUGAAAAGUGUGACAUAUGAGUGCAAUUUUUUUUAUUAGGUAAUUUGAAUUGUUUGCAAAACUUUAUAACAUCACUUUAUAUACUUUUGGGGAUUUACCUUGCUCAUCCGCAAGUUUCUAUUUUUGUCAUUCAUGUAUUAUUUUUAUAUAUUACAUCACACAAAGACUGUCUGAAAGGCAGAUAUGUAGGUGAACGAUAGUAGGUGAUUUAUUCAAUAGAUAAUAUAACAUAUUUAAAAAGAAAUUUUUAUAAUUUUUCCAUUCAUUUUUAAAUCUGUUGAAGUUUGUAUGAAUGAGUUUCAAUCAAUUUAUUAAGAAAAAAAAAUCUAUGCAUCUGUUUAAUUCCCCCCCCCCUUUUUUUUUAGUUUUGUUUAUUUAAAAAAAAUAUAAGUACAUGUACACGUAUGUGAAUGCAAGUUGCUGUAAGUGAUCUUUGACAUUCUUAUUUUAGUCAUAUAUUUGAUUAGAUUAUUGAAACUGCUUCAAACUCGAAUGUUAAUUGUGAAUAAUAAAAAAAGCUGCUUUGUGUAUUGUUAGUAAUGAAAUCGUGUGACAUAUUUAGUCACACUGAAAACAUGUGACAAUCGGGUUUGAGUUUUAUAAUGCUGGUCUCAUUUCCCAUAAUCAUUAAGAUUAAUUUAUAUGUGCUUUCGACCUUAAAUUACAAGCUAUAGCAAAUAUUACUGCAUAGGACUUUUGCAAUAAAAUCUUUUUCAGUAAAA
Saccostrea echinata is the source of this 5568-nucleotide messenger RNA. RefSeq names its product enolase-phosphatase E1-like. Gene Ontology annotation, cellular component: actin cytoskeleton; plasma membrane. The record is from RefSeq and is a predicted model, not a curated record. The coding region runs from base 16 to 4251 and encodes 1411 amino acids. NCBI's taxonomy places the organism in Eukaryota, Metazoa, Mollusca, Bivalvia, Ostreida, Ostreidae. Gene Ontology annotation, molecular function: actin filament binding. Gene Ontology annotation, biological process: actin filament bundle assembly. The transcript has 10 exons.